AAGGGCGACCGUAGUUUUUCACUUUUUUUCUGGCGAUAAGUUGGGGCGGCGGUCGCAGUCGCACUCACUCCGCUGUGACCGACGGAGCAAUGUCGGUGAGGCGGCGAGUCCUGCUGCUGCUCAAGCCUCUCGACGUCUACCCGACGAGGCCAACCGCUGUGCCCAAAUCGCCUUCCUCUUCCCCCCUCGCCCCAAAGAUCUUAAGUUAUCUCGAUGACAGGGUUAGGGUGCACAAGGAGACAAUCAACUUUUGCAAGGAUGUUUUGCAGCGCAAGUCCAUCAAUUGGGAACCUUUACUUCGUAACAAUUUAUCUCAACCGGUUCGUCAUGUUGAUCUAGUGAUAACUGUUGGUGGGGAUGGCACUCUUUUGCAGGCUAGUCACUUUCUUGAUGACUCUGUUCCAGUCUUAGGAGUGAAUUCAGACCCUACACAAGCUGACGAGGUUAACGCAUUCAGUAAUGAAUUUGAUGCGACUAGAAGCACUGGAUAUCUCUGUGCUGCUACUGCCGGAAACUUUGAGCAGGUGCUGGAUGAAAUUCUUGAGGGCCACAAACUUCCUUCCCAGCUCUCAAGGAUAUCAGUAAGCUUAAAUGGGCAUUGCUUACCCACCUAUGCACUGAAUGAUAUUUUAGCUGCACAUCCUUGCCCAGCCUCAGUUUCUCGAUUUUCAUUUCGAAUCAAAAGGGAUGCAGAAACGAGUUCGCGGUUAGUUAACUGCCGAUCAAGCGGCCUUAGAGUCUCGACUGCAGCAGGAUCGACAGCAGCGAUGCUCUCAGCUGGAGGUUUUCGUAUGCCAUCCUCGAGCAACGUGCUUCAGUACAUGGUGAGGGAGCCGAUCUUGCUCAGCCCUGUAGAGAGUCCAUGGCUGCACGGAUCGAUAGAACCGGAUCAGUCGAUGCAGAUUGCAUGGUAUAACCAAGAAGGUGUAAUAUAUUUUGACGGCUCACAUGUUCAGUACUCAAUUCAGCAUGGAGAUAGCAUUGAAUUAUCAGCAUUGGCUCCCAUUUUGAAGGUUUAUUUGUCACAGCGAGAAUCAACAAAUGACAUCUUUUGAGACGUAUGAUCUCUGUUGAACAGAAAUGGCAUGAAUUCAUUUUUUUAAAUGUUUAAAUGAUGUAUUUAAAAUAACGGUAAAUUGCAAUAUAAUUUUAUCGUCUCAAACUUUGAUGAAUUAAA
Zingiber officinale is the source of this 1177-nucleotide messenger RNA. Its product is annotated as probable NADH kinase. Gene Ontology annotation, biological process: NADP+ biosynthetic process; NAD+ metabolic process. Lineage: Eukaryota; Viridiplantae; Streptophyta; Magnoliopsida; Zingiberales; Zingiberaceae. Gene Ontology annotation, molecular function: NAD+ kinase activity. The record is from RefSeq and is a predicted model, not a curated record. The transcript has 5 exons. The coding region runs from base 90 to 1055 and encodes 321 amino acids.